CUCUGAGGCAGAGACUGCUGCCUACAUCCUAUUGCAGAAGAGGAAGAGGAAGCCCAGGGUGGUUAGUGGUCUUACAUGAGGGUUCACAGCCAGGAAACUGCAGAGCAGAGCAUGAAACCCCGAAGUCCCACUGAAGGGUGUGAUGUUACUAAGUGGAUGAGUUGGGAGGUUGAGGAUCCAAAAGACCCCUCAGCUGCUGCUCCCUGACCUGCCUUCCUUGAUUCUCAUGGUCCCCAUGGAGCAGGCUCAGGCCCCCUGGGUCUCUCAGCGGGCUGGGAGGAGCUGUGGGAUUGGACAGGUCAGCUUCCCUUCCUUCCCUGCUGGGAGCUCCCAGAACCACCUCUUAAGCUGCUCUGGAGGGGACAGAGGUGAAAAGCAGACCUCUGAGGGGCCAGCUCCACACUCUGGACAGCAGGGUCCGUUGCCCAGGACCCUGAGCCCACACUAAGACGGACAGGGAGACGGCUGCUCAGCCGAGGGAUGCUCCUCAGCCAGUUACCCAUGCUGCUGAGUCUGCUCAGCGGGGCCUGGCUGCCCACAGGCUCAGGGAGGCCCGGAGCCCCAGCUACCCCGGCUCAGUCCCGGGCUGCUGCCAAUCAGAGCUGGAAUCUGGGUCCUCUUGUGGCAGCCUCUGCCCUGGGUAGCUGGAAGGCCUUCCUGGACCUGCAGAACAAGCAGCAGCGGGCAGGUGAGCCGCAGAGAAGGCAGAAAGUGGCUGAUGCCGUGUCUUUGCCCCUGGUGCCUCAGGAAGUGCUCCAGGAGACUUGUAAGGCUCUACCUUUUGUUCAGGUGCUCUCCAGGCCUGGUUGCACCGCUGCCCGGGUCCUUAAUCAUCUCUGUUUCGGCCACUGUUCCUCCUUCUACGUUCCCAGCUCGGAUCCCGUCCCGGUAGUCCUCUGCAACAGCUGCGUGCCGGCUCGAAAGCGCUGGACAUCAGUAGCGCUGUGGUGUGGAGCCGGCAAGUCAGCCUCCCCUCGGCGGGUGAGGAUUUCCACCGUGCUGGUCCACAACUGUCAGUGUCGACCGAAGCUGUAAGCUGAGCAUCGUGGAGGAAUGUGUAGGACACGAACCUUGGAAAGAAGCAGGAGAAAGACGUGGCCUGAAUGAUGGACAUCAGGCCAAGAGAGCAGGGUUGGAAGGACAGAUGGACAGAUACGGAGAGUUCUCUCUCCCAGAACACUAGACAUGGUCACCCAGUCACGGGCUUAGACCACCAAUAGUCAUAGCAUGUGGGACAAGGGUGUAACCCAACCGGAGAGGGCUUGCCCAUCAUAGGUUACAUACUUAUAAAAUAUGUGGAGGAAAAAAGGUGAAAAUUAGCUAUAGUGUGUGAUUCCCAGGGCCCUGUGUGUGUGGGGACAUUUAUUUCACAGACACUAACAUCGUCCUCAAGAAUCAAGCCUCAGUAAUCCUGUAAGGUGGACUUUCACCACAGGUCAUUUUGCAGAUGAGGAAACAGAAGCCGUUGAGAUACUGUCACCUUUUUUGGGAGGAUGGCGAGUAAAGACACGGGCCUUGUGCACAGGCAGCACAGCUCGCUGCUGAGCCCCAGCCUGAGGUUCCGCUCCUCGCCGCUAGAUGGCACCACGUCUCUCUGUCUGCGCCAGACACUCCCAACUGCUAGGAUGACAGCACCACCCAAACCUGACACUCAGCAAAGAUGACCCCUUUCUAGGGACACCAGAAUAACAGCAGCAGCACAACAAAAAACUAUGGCAGGCAGGCGGGAAGCAGCUGCUGGGAAACCUGGCCCCAACCAGGGGCGACCCUGCGUGUGCUGCUUCUCUCACUGACAGUGGCUGGGUUUCCCUGUUGCCCCGCCAGAGGCCCCGCAGCAGCCCCACGCCCAGCCUGACAUUCCACGGGAAUCAUAAGGGUUGGCCAAGUCCAGCUGUGUGUGCGUCUCUCUGACUAGGGUUUCCUGGGCAGGGGGCUCCCUCUUGAGCCGGGGGGCAGGGGUGCGGCUGCCAGGCGGCCUAGCUCUGGGCGGCUGGAACCAGGGCUCUGGCAGAUGGGCCCGUCUGGCAGAGACUCAGAGACAUGUGGCAACGUCGCCUCCAAAUGCACCCCCCCCGUGCAGGGUGGAGGGAGCUGGUCAAGCGCCCCCCCCAGCCCCGAGUCCUUUUCCUGCUUCAGGAAGGAAGGCUCCAGGUGAGGGGAACACGAGGGCCCCCCACAAGGAAACAGAUGGGACAGCGCAGCGUGGGAGCUGCGACCCCUGACCUCACAGGCCUGAACAGAGGGGGUGGGAACCUGCCUGACUGCCAGCUCCCAAGAGCGUUCUAGAGGGAGGGGUCAUGGACCCCGGGGGGUGGGGGCGCCCUCCUGCCUAUCCCUAGAGCUUGGUGGCAAACCUCAUGCAGUGUCUGAGUUGGCAGCUCAGCCCAGGCACCCCUUUUCUGGCGGGCACAAGAUGCUUGCAGCCCUCUACCUCAGCUGUGCCCACCUCCUGCCAGCCUGGAGAGCCAGCUGGGAACCUUGGUGCCAGGGGGAGGCAGAGUCACUGCGCCCUCCCAGGCAGUGCCAGUCCGCUCCCGACGCUGCCCCCCAGUCCCAGUAAUGGGUGGGUAAUGAGUGCUGGGGGAGCGCGGUGGGGGAGGGGCGGGGAGGCAGGUGCCACAGGCUCUGGCACCGGGGGCCGCUAAUCAGGUUUGCCAACGCCAUCUGUCAUCGUGUGAGCAUCUGGGGCUCAAGGUGACCC
Molecule: messenger RNA, 2701 nt
Organism: Meriones unguiculatus (Mongolian gerbil)
Lineage: Eukaryota; Metazoa; Chordata; Mammalia; Rodentia; Muridae
Gene: Dand5
Product: DAN domain BMP antagonist family member 5
Exons: 2
Coding region: 481-1035 (184 amino acids)
Biological process (GO): signal transduction involved in regulation of gene expression; determination of heart left/right asymmetry
Molecular function (GO): morphogen activity
Source: RefSeq, a predicted model, not a curated record